AUGAACGUCAGCAGUUCCUUCCGACCAUUGGGCUCAUUAACGGCCCAACUGGGUCGUCUGUCUGUUGGGCUUUCGAGGACAAGCAUCAGGCCAGCAUCGACGGUGGAUCAGCCGCUGGCGGUCAGAGAGGUCAGGGAGACGAAGAAGUCGAAGAAGAAGCAGUCGAAGCCGAGGAUAGAACCGAAGUUUGAGCCCGGCCAUGGCGAGAAGAUCUGGAUCUUUGGCAACUUUGUCAACGGCAUGACUGUGUACUCGCACAGCCCCGUAUUGAAGGCAAACAAAGCUCUCCGCCAAAUCCCUUUCGUAAGCAAGAAGCUCAAGCCCUCCAAGAUACGCAAGGACUACUGGCUGCCAAUGGCCAUGAUCCAAUUCCCCGAGGGCAUGGGACACAUCGGCCGAUCCGUCUUCCACAUCAUGCGCGAGUUCAGGAUGCAGCACGACCUGGCCUGGGGCGACAACAUGCUGCAAGACGACGAGACGAACCGCAUGCUCACAAAGCAUGAGCGCGGCGAGAAGAUUUACGAGCAUCAGAAGGCCAACGCGGUCGCAGAUAUGGCCGCCGUGCUUGGCGGCCUCGGAAAGGGCAACAAGAUGUGGCUGCCCGUGUUGCAGGGCGCAGAAGACCUUGUUGACACCAGCGGCGAGACCAGGACGGACGAGCAAACAGGAAGCACGGAAGGUCUGUUGAAGACGCAAAUUUUCUGGAAGAAUGAGCUGGACAAGAACUACGCCAAGGCGUGGCCGGUAAAUGUUUCGCACAGUUCAUUCGCCGAGUCAAUGAGCGUACCAAUUGGGCAGGCUCAGGAAGGAUUGGCACCGGAGGAGUUGGUGGCGGCAGAGGAGCCAAAGAAGACUUCAUGGUUCAGCAGAUCAUAA
Molecule: messenger RNA, 876 nt
Organism: Truncatella angustata
Lineage: Eukaryota; Fungi; Ascomycota; Sordariomycetes; Amphisphaeriales; Sporocadaceae
Product: transcriptional regulation of mitochondrial recombination-domain-containing protein
Exons: 2
Coding region: 1-876 (291 amino acids)
Biological process (GO): DNA recombination; positive regulation of mitochondrial DNA replication
Cellular component (GO): mitochondrial large ribosomal subunit; nucleus
Molecular function (GO): structural constituent of ribosome; single-stranded DNA binding; DNA strand exchange activity
Source: RefSeq, a predicted model, not a curated record